AUGAGCGGCCAUUGUGGAAACUCUAGCGGCGAAGACUUUGGUCGCCCCGACUUCGACGCGAAGAAGGCCAACAAUCGGUUCACUGCUCUCGCGGAGGCACACCGCAAGAGCAAUCGCGUGUCGGCACGUGCUUCUGGCAUUUCAGAAGACGUCAUGGAGAAGGUGGCCCUGCUCGAUGACAUACUCUCCGCACACGACGACGCAAAGGAAGAAGAGUCGCAGCGAAUCGCAGACGCCAAGAUAUCACAAGAGCACACCGACAACCUGGGCAGUGUUGUGCGCGAGGAGGCGAUGCAGUCGUUGGGAAAGUGGAAGCAUGAUGUCGACGACAAUGGUGCUUCUCGGGGUGGUGGUGGUAAGAUGCUAAAAGUGAUGACGAUGAUGCACGAGCAAGUUCAAUCCGAACUUGAAUUUCAACGCGAGAAGCAUGAAAACGAAAUCAAGGAACGUUAA
Messenger RNA from Aphanomyces astaci, 453 nucleotides. RefSeq lists its product as hypothetical. Lineage: Eukaryota; Oomycota; Saprolegniomycetes; Saprolegniales; Verrucalvaceae. The transcript has a single exon. The coding region runs from base 1 to 453 and encodes 150 amino acids. The record is from RefSeq and is a predicted model, not a curated record.